Messenger RNA from Blastocystis hominis, 3183 nucleotides. RefSeq lists its product as hypothetical. The transcript is spliced from 3 exons. The record is from RefSeq and is a predicted model, not a curated record. The coding region runs from base 11 to 2674 and encodes 887 amino acids. Gene Ontology annotation, molecular function: cysteine-type peptidase activity. Gene Ontology annotation, biological process: proteolysis. Lineage: Eukaryota; Bigyra; Opalinata; Blastocystidae.
CCACAGUGUUAUGAAGUCUUUUCUGUGUGCUGUGCUUAUUACUCAGCUGGUCUUAGCUGUUGUUGCUCAGAGUUCUGAGUGUGGUGAAGGUUUUAUGUCUGUGACUUUUACGAAACUGGAAGGUGAGGAGCGUUGUGAGGUGCGUCUUUCUGAUGCUUCUGAAAAGACUGAUGGACUUGUGUUGAUUGAGAAGCUGACUUAUGCUGCUGCUUAUUGUCUGAACCCUGGAUACUAUUAUAUUAAGUGCAGAGCUCCUGCUGUGGUGAAUGUGAAGUAUCUGACUUUUAACAAGAACUAUGAUCUUGAUGCUUCCAACGUCAACAGCGUGUUCCUGAAGUUGGACUAUGUGACUGAGAGCUGGACUAGUGUCCCCGACAGCCACACGAAGCCUGACCUCGAUAAGAGCAAGCCUCUUACUGGCAAGCCUGCUUACCCCACUGAUCCUACCAACGAGAAGGACGAUUUCCCUUGCACUGAGGAUGGUUAUUUGAAGUAUCUGGAUAAGUGGGACUAUUCCAUGAAGUGCACUUCUCGUGAUAAGACGUCUGCUGAGUUCAAGAAGCGUCUGGAGUACUUCCAGGAUUCUUGCGAGAAGAUCCAUGACUGGAACACUCGUGACAAGUAUGUGAUGGAGUUCACUUUCUAUGCUGAUUGGCAUCCUGAUGAGUUCGAGGAGAUUACGACGACCAAGCAGCGUUACUCUGGUAUUCAGACUCCUGUUCCUGCUAGAACCCCUGUUCACAACAAUUCGAAUCUCCGUUAUCUGAUGCCUUCUCUGGAUCCUUGUGAUGAGGUUUACACUUUCGAUGCUCCCGAGGUUACUCGUCGUUUGGCUGACCAGACGACUCUGAGAGAGUACAUUUGCAAGCCUCAGAACUGCUCUGUGACUUGGGCUUUCGCUGUGAGUACUUCGAUUGAGUACGCUAUUAAGAAGCUGUACUUCGAGGAGUACGAUCAGAUUGUGGAGGUGGCUCUUUCUGCUCAGGAGUUGAUUGAUUGCGUUGGUAAGGAGCACGGAGUGACUGAUACUUGCGAGGGUCUUCCUAUUGCUUGGGGAUUUGAUUAUGUGUUUGAUAAUGGUAUUGCUUAUCGUCAAUUCUACAGACACACCAACUAUGAGGGAGAUGUUUGCAAGGAAGUUGAUGACGUCAACAAGUAUCACAUUGCUGGAUAUGAGAAGCCUUCUACUUACAACAAGUGGGGUUUGAUGGAAUUGGUGAUGAAGGGACCUACUGCUGUGACUCUGGGUCUGGAUCCUGAGUUCUUCCAGUACUACCGUAAUGAUCGUGAGGAGGGUCCUUAUUUCGAUACCGCUUAUUGGAGACCUUCUGUGUAUGGUGUUGUGGUGGAGUACAAGCAGUAUGCUGUGGAUGGUGAGCCUGAGUUUGCUGAGUGGCCUUUCUUCGCUAUUGAGGCUAGACUUCGUGCUUGCGAUUCGUUCGUGUUCCGUUUGCCGAUUCGUGAGACUGAGGCUGAUGCGAAUAUUGCUGGUAUUGCUGGAUUCGCUAUUCGUCCGAUUGUGAGCGAGCUUCUUCCUACUCCUGAGCCUCCCACUGUUCCUCCCACUCCUACUCCUACUCCGACCCCUACUCCUACUCCUACCACUACCCCGACUCCUACUCCCACUCCUACGCCUACCACUACUCCCACUCCGACCCCCACUCCGACCCCGACCCCCACUCCGACCCCCACCGCUACGCCUACCCCCACUCCUACCCCCACUCCCGAGCCUUGGUUCCCUAUCUACGAUCCUUUCAUUCUGGGAGAUAACUGCAACUAUGUGACUCCUGAUGUUUGCAAGCAGGAGAUUAUUUCUGAGACCAAUGUAACCCGUCUGUAUCUGGCUAUUCGUGAUGCUUAUCCUACGAAGGCUUUGGCUCAUACUCGUGUGAUUGAUCUUUCCGGAGUGGAUAAGAUUAAUAUUCAGUUGUGGAUUGAUUCUUUGGGCAAGCAGGUUAAGAAUGAGGCUCCUAUUGAUCUCUACAUCAUGAACGAUCCUAUUAAGGGUCGUACGAUCAGUACUGAGCUUGCUCUGCUGCACUUGAAACUUGCGCAGUUCACUCGUCCUCGUAUUCUGUACAUUGGUGACGGAACUCUGUACCGUGAAGGAUUCCUGGAAGUGUUACAAGACCUGAAGACUAAUGGCGGAAAAGAUUGGUAUUUGAAUUUGGAGGAGCUCCAUGUUGUGAAGAACUACAUUGCUACUUACGAUUAUGCGAUGGAUGGUCAGAAGCCUGGUUAUGCCGCGAAUCUUACUAGAGAUAUUGUUGAUUUGCUGUAUGAGAUGUGUACUGAUGAUGUUCAUUUCCCUAAGCUGCGUUACAUUAACCUGAACAUGAACGGAUACAACUUGGUGGGAGCUGCUACUUUCGCUGAGGAGUUGAUCAAUGCUUGCCCUGAAACUGGUGUGACCAUUGAGGCUGCUGAGGUUUUGGUGAAGUAUCCUGUGUUCUGCGUGGAUGACAGCGCUUUCCAGUCUCAGACGAUGACCAGAACUUACUACUACGAUAUGAAUGAUGUGAAGGAUGCUGCUCAGUGCCGUUUCAACUGGAAUUGGGAGGUGACUGGUUCCUUCAACAAUGAUAUCACUGGACCUUAUCCUCUGCCUUCUACUCCUAACUGCCCUGGAUAUGAAACUCCUACUACGAUUGGACCUUCUUCUCCUACUCCUUAAGUGAAUUUGCCUGUUUGUUAAUAAAUAAUAAUACUAAUAAUAUUAUCUUGUUGUAGCAAAGUUCACUUAUAAAUAGUCUGCUUUCUGUUAGAAGGAUGCGCCAUUUCUUGUAUGACUGAUCACUUUUAGUCCCUUUCUGUUUCCUUGCACAGCAUUCGAUGUACUUCAUGCACUAUCCCAAACGCGGAACUCUUCAAUGGCGCAAAUCAUAAUUUUGGAAUCAAUGAAAGUUCGAUCGUCGGUCAAGCUCUUAUGUGAUUGUUGCCAGGUACGUCUUUGCUUUGGGAUGCAUUUUGACCUAACCUCUGAAGUAUGUGAAGAGAAAGGGAAGGGUGUAUGUGAUUUGUAAAAAGAACCCUCGACACAAGCAGCGACAGGGAUACCACACAGUUUCUGAAGCGUUUCGUCCAACGUGUGCACCAUCUGCUUUUAGUCAAGAGCUGAAUCCUAUUCGUGGGAGAAUCCAGAAUUGUUUGGAGUUUCUGCGAUCGAUGCGAUUACCUUUUUAA